AAUUUAAUUUUUUUUUUCUGGCAAGUAUAAUUUACGUCACAAAGUUGGGUUUUUACUUGCGUUCAUUAAAGUUUUAUUUAUUUAACUAAAAAAAGAUCAUUUCUUAGAAAUGGCAAACAAAUUAAGUGCAAAAUUUUUGGAAAUCUUUCGCAACAUUAAAUCGGAUGCAGAACCCCGUCCACCGCGAAAGGGUGGUAUGAGUAAUGCUGCAUCAGAAGCUGAUAAUGAAAAUGAAGAUUCUAAUCAGGAAAAUAUAUUUGUUAAACAAAACAAGAAAAAAUCGAAGCCAAAUUAUCAAAAAUCUUUCUCAACGCCUUCUAAAGAGAGCUCUGAUUUCCCCGAAGAAGAAGAAUUUCGACGAAGGAGUACUGCAAGCACCGUUCAUACUCAAGCAAGUGGCAAUGUUAUUAACAUUGUAAACUCCACUAAAGUGCACUGUGGAAAUGAAAUCAUCUAUUACAUGGGACCAGUUCAUGGUAAUCCAGGCCGACCGAAAAAAUAUCAACCUGAAGAUGACGAAGAAGAGACUGUACAAAAAACUAACGUUAUUAUUUUACUACUGGAGAGUGAUCAAAAGCCUGAACAUGACUACAUAGAUUAUAUAUCGAAGCAUUUAGGUGAAAAUUGGCAAAGAUUCUUCAGAAAAUUGGGCUAUUCACAAGGACAGAUAGAAACUGUAGAAUACGACAACGCUAAACUUGGAGUGGCUGAAGCUCGUUACAAACUUCUUUUGGAUUGGAUAAGGAAUGAUGUCGAUGGAACAUUAGGUAAGUUGGCAAAUUUAUUGUGGACAGAAGGAGAAAGGCAAAUUGUCAAGGAGUUAGCUGCCAUGUACACCAAAAGUAGCAAAUAGCAAAUAAAGAAAAUAAUCAUUUGACAUUACCUCUUAAUCGUUUUGACAAAUGUAAGCAAAUGUAAUUAUUUUUUGAAAAACAUUUUUAUAGUUUUAAGAAACAAAUUUUGUAGCAAGGGCUAGUCGUAGCUGUUGUAUUUAUAAAUGAAUUAUUUUAAUGUUUAUUAUGUUUGUACUCUUCAGAAUAUAAA
Molecule: messenger RNA, 1044 nt
Organism: Melitaea cinxia (Glanville fritillary)
Lineage: Eukaryota; Metazoa; Arthropoda; Insecta; Lepidoptera; Nymphalidae
Gene: imd
Product: protein immune deficiency
Exons: 4
Coding region: 110-853 (247 amino acids)
Biological process (GO): signal transduction
Molecular function (GO): protein binding
Source: RefSeq, a predicted model, not a curated record